This is a messenger RNA of Mytilus trossulus (common blue mussel), 2996 nucleotides long. RefSeq lists its product as uncharacterized. Lineage: Eukaryota; Metazoa; Mollusca; Bivalvia; Mytilida; Mytilidae. Bases 729 to 1892 code for a protein of 387 amino acids. The record is from RefSeq and is a predicted model, not a curated record. Gene Ontology annotation, cellular component: plasma membrane. The transcript is spliced from 2 exons. Gene Ontology annotation, molecular function: G protein-coupled receptor activity. Gene Ontology annotation, biological process: G protein-coupled receptor signaling pathway.
AGCAUAUUUAUAACAUACAUGCACAGCAAACUUUUGUAAUAUCGGUAGGUUUAAAUAUAAUGAUUCAAUUUGAGUAUUUGUGCAUUGUAUAAACAGACAACCCUGAUUAUAUGAUACCGUGUUGGGUAAUAAUAUCUUACAAUUGAAUAAAAAGAAAUAUUUAAAGAGUACACAUGAAUGAACAUACUAUGUCACUAAUUGUUUAGAAAAUUACAAGUUAAAAAUGGUGGAAAAAAAUAAUGGACACCUAUUAGUUAUCAGCUGAGUAUUUUAUUCACUAUUUACAAAUUGUCCGAAGAUUAACAACUUUUGACACUUGUUGACAUGUUCAUUGUUUGAAUGUGUGAAAAGGAGUAUAUUUUGGAAGAUUAAUUGGAAGUUAACACAGACGUAUUAUAUUCUUACUUUUCUGUCAUAAGACUUAAGUCAUGCGAGGAAUUGUCUUUCGUUGCAGGUGAGUAAAAAAAACAUGGAACGUGUACAUGUUUGGAGAUAAAAAGUGAUAUCUUCGAGUAUGGAUUUAAAUUAGACAAGGAAAAUAUUGUUAUUAAAUUAUGUAUUCGUACAACAUGGCUGGAAAACAUUGACAUAGAAAAUUUCAGGAAUUAAUGUUCAUCAAAUCGUGAUUUCAGACAUAAAAUUUUGAAAUGUAAUAGGAUAAGAAGCAACACAACGUUUUACGUAACACAAUAUACGUUUAAAAGAUAACUUUCACGAUUGAAAUUUGUAUGGAAGAUGAUGAUAAUGCAAUCCAGUUGUCAUUUAACUACUCCAACAGUUACGACAUAACAACUUCCCAAUUCAACUUGUCAACCAACUCAUCUGACUUUUCCAAUGCCGAAGCAGAAGCUAUAAAAGAGGCAGCAAAAUGGUUAUGGAUAAUUGUUUCUCCGAUCCUACUUGUGUUCGGGUUGAUUGGAAAUACAGGAAUAUUGUUAGUCCUGUGGAGAAUAAAAGUUUGCAAGAAUUUGACAUAUAUAUUUCUAUUCAUUUUAGCCACAGUAAACACAGUUGUUCUCGUCGUUGGUCUGACAAGGUAUUGGAUAUUGGCAACUUUCGACCUUGAUAUUCGGGAUAUAAGCACGCCCGGAUGUGUGUCACAAUUAUUUCUCAUUUAUUUUUCUAUGCAUAUGUCUUCGUGGACUCUUGUGUGCAUAACAACAAUACGAUUUCUCAAAAUUAAAUUCUCACUCCGUUGCCGAGCAAAAUCUUUUUCCAGAACGUUGGCUGCUUUGUAUAUUGUUACUCUUGUGAUUUGUGUAGCGUUGGAUUUACACUUUUUCUUUACAAAUGGUCUUAUUCUAGAAGAUGACGAAUAUGUAUGCAGCAACACGUCUGACGAAUAUUAUGAAUUUGAGGAAAAAGUUUAUGUUUUGAUUGACUUAGCCAUGCUUUCGGUCAUACCAUUUCUCAUUAUGUUUGUUAUGAACUUAUUUAUUGGGAAAAGAGUUCUUAAAUCUAUUGCUUUUCGUAGGACAUCAAUUUCCAACACACAAAGUAGACGUCGCGUGAACCGUCAAAGUAAACGAAUAACGCAAACGUUAUUUUUCAGUAGCCUAUAUUUUAUAAUAACAACAUUACCAGUCUCAGUUUUAUUCGUUAUAGACUCAUAUUUACCUGAUAAUAAACCGGUACAAAUGCAGGCAAAUCUAGAUCUCGUGAAAGCAGUUUUAUAUCUAUUCCAGUUUUCAUUUUAUGCUAUAGGCUUUUACAUAUAUAUUGAGAUUAGGACAAGCAUCCGAGGACUUUUGCCAUGCUGCAAUGAGAAAGAUAGAUCAAACAGUCAGACCUCUUUUUCACGAAGAGCAACUUUUUCAACAACUAGUCAAUAUUUCAGUAACGAUGAAUCAACAGAUGUCAGAAUUAAUGGGAUUGAGCUUGACAUUAAUUAAAAUACAAUUACUAGUCUACCUAAUGGACAUAUUUCUGCGCUUUCCGCUACGUGCCAAACACUUCCAGAUAUCCUAAAUCAACAAUCCGAAUUUUCUACAACGACCCAGUCCAUCGUUUAGUUAGAGCAUUCGCUUUAUAAAAUUUCCGAAUUCAUUUCAUCUUACUAGUCAAUGGACAUCAUAAUCCUCGAAGAGAAAGUAGCAUGCAAGCAAUUGGAAUAUCAUUUGAAGUUUGACUCUUGUAUUUGCCUACCUACUCGGGAAUAGGUAAAACAGAAUCAUCAGACGAAACGUGAAAUGCAAAAAAUAUGUGUGGUCAGUCAGAUCAGAAACAUGUGUUCCGUGGAAAAAGAAAGAUUAGAGACGUGUAACAUUAAACAGUGUUUCUAUCUACUUUGUCAAACUAAGUGGGUUUUUUUCUUAAUAUAUUUUUAUACAUUGUUUGCAAGUAUUUUGUUCUCUAACUAGACUGGAAAUAUAAGUUGACUGUUUGAAUUCACAAAAUUUUAACUAUAUGUGUUGUUUCAAUAUAUGACAGGGUCAUAGCUGAUACAGUCGUUGUGUUUGUUUUCCUGAAUCCCUAGCUCCAAGACAUUGAAUUUGAAAAAACUUGAAAAGAAUGAGAAAUGCCAAUUAUGGGCUAAAUUUCCGCCCCUUUAAUUGUUGUAGAAAAGGAGGUACCUCUGAAUACUAACUGUGUGUUAACUGUUCAUAGAUUAAUUGCCCAUUAAGCUCAUUAAGCAGUGAUGAAGCGUUUAUGUUCAUGAUUUGGGCCACAUACAUGUAUCAAUAAUUGGUUUCUGUAUCAUUUAAGCACUGAGGUAACCCCUGAAUGUUCAUUUUUGGUUAUAUUUACGAUGAUGCAUUUCUUUGUCAUUAUCGUUUUUUAUAUGGUAUUUCUUUUAAUCUACUUCUUUUAAGUCAUCUGUUUGAAAUAUCGCCGCUAGAUUAAAACUGACGUGGAAAGGUAACACAUGCCCACCGAAAGCUUUACUUUUGUGACGCCCAGGUGGUCGUGUGGUCUAGCGGGACGGCUGCAGUGUAGGCGAUUUGGUGUCACGAUAUCACAGUAGCAUGGGUUCGAAUCCCGGCGAGGGAAGGACC